Messenger RNA from Leptosomus discolor (cuckoo roller), 955 nucleotides. NCBI's taxonomy places the organism in Eukaryota, Metazoa, Chordata, Aves, Leptosomiformes, Leptosomidae. The record is from RefSeq and is a predicted model, not a curated record.
AUCACCCCAUCCCUCGGGGCUUCCAGAACCGCUUCUCGACCCAGUACCGCUGCUUCUCUGUGUCCAUGCUCGCUGGACCUAAUGACAGAUCAGAUGUGGAGAAAGGCGGGAAGAUAAUUAUGCCACCAUCAGCUUUGGAUCAACUCAGCCGACUUAAUAUUACUUACCCGAUGCUGUUUAAGCUGACAAAUAAAAAUUCAGACCGAAUGACGCAUUGUGGAGUCCUUGAAUUUGUGGCUGACGAAGGCAUAUGUUACCUUCCACACUGGAUGAUGCAGAACUUGCUGCUAGAAGAGGGAGGCCUGGUGCAAGUGGAGAGUGUUAAUCUCCAAGUUGCUACGUACUCAAAAUUUCAGCCACAGAGUCCAGAUUUUCUUGACAUCACCAAUCCCAAAGCUGUGUUAGAAAAUGCAUUGAGAAACUUUGCUUGUCUGACUACUGGCGAUGUUAUUGCAAUCAACUACAAUGAAAAGAUCUAUGAGCUUCGGGUAAUGGAGACUAAACCAGAUAAGGCUGUGUCCAUCAUAGAAUGUGAUAUGAAUGUGGAUUUUGAUGCUCCUUUGGGGUACAAGGAACCAGAAAGGAGUGCACAACAGGAAGAGACCACAGAUGUGGAAGCAGACCAUGGUGGAUAUGUGAGUGACACAGGAUUUCGUGCUUUCUCUGGUUCUGGGAACAGAUUGGAUGGCAAGAAGAAAGGUGUUGAGCCUAGUCCUUCGCCAAUUAAACCAGGAGACAUUCGAAGAGGAAUACCCAACUACGACUUCAAGAUUGGUAAAAUUACAUUCAUUAGAAACUCACGUCCACUAGUUAAGAAAGUCGAAGAGGAUGAAUCUGGAAGCCGGUUUAUUGCCUUUUCAGGAGAAGGCCAGUCUCUCCGCAAAAAGGGAAGAAAACCCUAAGUUGUGGUACCGUUAGUCAGUUAGGAGGAAAAUAAAAUUAUAAUGGCAGCACA